Molecule: messenger RNA, 835 nt
Organism: Durusdinium trenchii
Lineage: Eukaryota; Dinophyceae; Suessiales; Symbiodiniaceae
Source: the annotation of a GenBank genome assembly
CAUGAAUCAUCCAUCUGACGAACACCUGUUUCAACCUUGAGCGCCAUGGCCCCAAAGACGGACCUGCUCAGAUUGACCACAGCGUCCAGUACUUCCUUUGAGGAGCUUCCUGCCUUGAAAUCGCAUGUGGAUGAGCUGAAGAAGGCGAUCGAGUCAAUGAAUGCAGAGUGGGCGCGUGGUCGAGAAGUCAUGGACCGGACCUAUGGCAAAGUUCAUGCGUUGAAAGAAGAGCUGGAUGGGAACUGGAAAGCUGGGCAUGACGCGUUGGAGGCCGCCUGCAGUCGGCUCCGAGAUUCCCUUGACAAGGUCGGAGAGGACCGGACGUUGUGCGAGGAGGCUCAAAGUAGCAGCACGGAGGGGCUCCCAGCGCUCUUCCUCAAACGCUUCAAGGAUCCCAUGCGCUUCGCCAACUUUCAAGGAGGAAAGAUCCACGGCUGCAACGAGAAGUUUGGUUCCGACGAGUGCAGUUGCCCCAGCGGGCACGAGGAACUGGGCUGCCAAGAUGAAGUGAAUCCUUCCAAUAUCGAGCUGAAGUGCAGCAACAUCCUCAACUCGCAGAUCCCUGCGUCGAAUGUCCUGGACUUCUUCAAGUCGGGAGGUGCUUGCAACAUCUCCAGCCAGGAUGAACUCAUGAAGCAAGUCGUGGAUCGUGAGACCAUGCACCGCUUGGAGGAGUCGGGUAUGCCAGUCCAUGCCCUCGCCCUACGGUAUGCCUGCGCUGAAAGAUGCCGACGCUCUUCCCGCACCAUGGACGCUUUCUGGGAGUUCAUGGAGGUCACCGCGAAGCAGCCAGACCUGUGAAGAAAAUGGGCAGAUGUCGGGGAAAGGGACCGGA